AUGGAUUUUGUCACACACCUUCCGAAGUCGGAACGUGGGAAUAUCGUCUUACUUUUGUUUCAAGACAUGUUCACGGGUUACGUUAUGGGUAAACCCAUGAGCAGCACUACCGCUCAAGACUGUGCUGAAGCCUAUGAAGAGGUUGUGUUCAGGAACUAUGGCGCAAGCUCUGAAAUCCGUCAUGACAAAGAUCCCAGGUUCAUGAGUCGGGUGUUCCGUCGUUUCAGUGAGAUGAUGGGUAUCCAACAGAAAGCAACGCUCGCGUAUCGCCCUCAAGUCCAUGGCCAGCAGGAACGGUCGGGUCAGACAAUUAUGCACAGUAUCAGAGCGUAUGUCGUAGAGCCUGACGACUGGGACGACCAUGCAGAGAAGCUCAUGCAUGCUAUAAAUACCUCCUUCGAUGCGACUAGAUUGGAUAAGCCGUUCUACCUGCUACACGGGUUAGAUUGUCGGAGUACUAUAGCAGCUAUGCUGGGCCCCAAACCGACGGACGUCGCAGAGCGUACCGCGUACGAAUGGCGUCGAAAAUUGCGACGAGACUACAUCUAUGCCCACGCCUGUGCGGAGGGGCUCCAGAAGAGAGCCAAGCGUACGCGAUCCGCGGUGCUGUCGGAUCUUCUCAAGCCUGGUUUCGAAGUAGGUGAUUCGGUCUGGCUGUAUAUUCCGAAGGUUCUGCGAGGUCUGAGCAGUAAAUUGGCCCACUUGUGGCACGGACCAUUCAGGAUUGAGCAGGUCCGGGACGACCAAGGCGAAAUUGAAGAACCAUGGGUCCGCAUUAGUCGUCUGAAACCACCCGCCUUGUUUCCGAAACGGCCGUCUUUAAGGAUUGACCUUUCAGAGGAGAAUGAUUUCGAUGCGGCCUUAUUGCUGGAAGAUAAACCUGAUUCGGUGCAUCUGGAGAACGAAGUGGAAGAAAUUGUGGAUUUAAGAUGGACCAAGCGCACCCGAAAUGCGAAACGUAUCCGCGAAUAUCUCAUUAAGUGGCAGGGAUACGACGAACUUCAGUGGUUGCCCGUCUACCAAUUAAACUGUGACUCCCUUCUAUAUAAGUUCAACCAGUCAGCACGUGCGAAAGCUCGUUUCGCAGCCAUGCAGUCUGGAAACGAUGACUACGCGGAGCUAUAG
This is a messenger RNA of Phytophthora megakarya, 1125 nucleotides long. The record is from the annotation of a GenBank genome assembly. NCBI's taxonomy places the organism in Eukaryota, Oomycota, Peronosporomycetes, Peronosporales, Peronosporaceae.